AUGGCACAAAGUCUCUCGUCGGAAUGCACGCCUCUCAAGCAUGAAUACGACGCCUGCUUUAACGCGUGGUUCGAGGGCUACCUCGAGCCCGCCGUAUCGUCCGCCACCGCGCCGUCAGAGGAGCGCCAGGCGUACUCACGACGUAAGGCCGAGGAAUACGAGGCCAGCUGCGGGAAGAUUUGGGCCAGCUAUCGGGAGUGCGUGCAGAAAGCCGUGAAGGACCGUGGGUUGGAGGAGCUUUUAGCCCAGGCGAGGGAGGAGAACCCGCUCAAGGAGCCCCCG
Gloeophyllum trabeum ATCC 11539 is the source of this 282-nucleotide messenger RNA. RefSeq lists its product as uncharacterized. Lineage: Eukaryota; Fungi; Basidiomycota; Agaricomycetes; Gloeophyllales; Gloeophyllaceae. The transcript has 2 exons. The annotation marks the transcript as partial. The record is from RefSeq and is a predicted model, not a curated record.